Brachypodium distachyon (stiff brome) is the source of this 1649-nucleotide messenger RNA. Its product is annotated as cinnamoyl-CoA reductase-like SNL6. The record is from RefSeq and is a predicted model, not a curated record. Gene Ontology annotation, molecular function: oxidoreductase activity, acting on the CH-OH group of donors, NAD or NADP as acceptor. NCBI's taxonomy places the organism in Eukaryota, Viridiplantae, Streptophyta, Magnoliopsida, Poales, Poaceae. The transcript has 4 exons. The coding region runs from base 425 to 1354 and encodes 309 amino acids.
CUUGGCAGCCAAACCAACCCAUCUUCCCUUCCUUGGCCUUUCCGUUUACGCCUGAGAGCGCACACUCUUUGGAUCCGGUUCCCCUCCUUGACUGCCCAACCCCGUGUAAUCGCAAUCGUAAUCGUAAUCAUAAUCGUAAUCGCGUUGGUUCCUGUUCCGUCCCCGACUCGGACUCCACCGCACCAUAUGUGUACACCUCCGACUUCAUUUCCUCCUCCUGCAGAGAGCCUCUCCUCUGCUCUGCUUUCGGUGCUUCCCGUUCCCGCUAUAUAUAGAUCCGGACCAAACCCCUCUCUCUUCAGUCUUCCCCUCCUCACCAGUAAAGCCAAGCAAAUCCAUUUCCAUCCAUCCGGCUUUCUUGGACGCCCCAAGCCAAGCCAAAUCCAAUUCAGCCAAGAAAGAGUUACCACAGAGCAGCGAGAAGAUGUGCCCUGGCGCGCCGGCCAUGUCGGCGUCGGAGAAGAGCGUGUGCGUGAUGGACGCGUCCGGCCCGCUGGGCCACGCGCUCGUCCACCGCCUCCUCCGCCAUGGGUACACCGUCCACGCCGCCACCUACGGCGACGACGACGACCAAGACCAGCUCAGGCUCUACGCCGGCGGCGAGGAGCAGGACGAGGGCCGGCUCAAGCUCUUCCGCGCCGACCCCUUCGACUACCACUCCAUCGCCGACGCCGUCCGCGGCUGCUCCGGCCUCUUCUGCAUGUUCAACACCACCCCUGCCGCCACCUGCGACGAGGUUAUGGUUGAGGUGGAGGUCCGGGCGGCGCAGAACGUGCUGGAGGCGUGCGCGCAGACGGACACCAUGGAGAGGGUCGUCUUCACCUCCUCCGUCACCGCCGUCGUCUGGAAGGACGGCCACAAGCUCGUCGACGCCUUCGACGAGAGGAACUGGAGCGACCUCGCCUUCUGCAGGAAAUUCAAGUUGUGGCACGCUCUGGCCAAGACACUAUCGGAGAAAACGGCCUGGGCCUUGGCCAUGGACAGAGGGGUGGAUAUGGUGGCCAUCAACGCCGGCCUGCUCACCGGGCCAGGGCUCACCAAUGCGCACCCAUACCUCAAGGGAGCCCCUGACAUGUACGAGGACGGCGUCCUAGUCACCGUCGAUGCCGACUUCCUCGCCGAUGCCCAUAUGGCCGUCUACGAGUCCCCCACGGCGUAUGGCCGCUACCUCUGCUUCAAUAACGCCGUGUGUCGGCCCGAGGACGCCGCCGAGUUCGCCCAGAUGAUCUCCCCAUCCGCUCCACACUCCGCACCGAGCGAUGAGCUGAAGGUGAUACCACAGAGGAUUCAGAACAAGAAGCUGAACAAGCUGAUGGUGGAGUUUGCCAGUGCCAUAUACGGAGACUUGGAUUAGGGACUCAAAAUCAUUCAUUCAUUCAUCUACUAGGCUUGUAUUCUUUCUGUACCUAAUACUAUCUGUAUUCUUUUUCCCUGUGAAAAAAGGGAAAUCCGGUUGGUCAGAUGUACAUAUCUUGUACAUGGCCAAGCAUGCCACAUGUAUUCCACUCUUACCAGGGGUUAAGAGUAUUUCAGUCAUUGCCUGCCGGGAUAAUCCUUAGGUCCAACAAAAGGGAAAACAGAUUUGCAGUCCUGUUACUGUGUGUGUACAGCAAAUAUAUGAAUAUGAUGGAGAACUGUUGCAAGUUUCA